UAUUUCUCUCGUGAACUUCGAUCUAUAAAUUUUAUAAAGCGUUCACAACAAUGAAAUAAAGUAUUCGACGAAACGAGUAAAGUGAAGAUUAAAAUUGCACAAUAAAAAAUAUACAUCAAUACAUGUAUAAUAUUAUACAGAACUGUAUGUGAACUAAUCAACAAAGUUUAUUAGACAUAUUUAAAUAAAUUAAUCUUUGCGCACUAUUUGAAUUAAUCCGAUGAAAAAUAGACAUUUAUAUUUUAUAUUCUUCUUGUCUUGGCCUAAUAUAAAUUUUUUAAUGUUUUAUGCAAUCUUUUUUAAUGUCAUUUUUUAAAUUUUAAUACAUAACAUGACGAUUAAGGUUAUUGAAUUAAUAUUUUAAAUGUGGAGUUUAAUUUCCCAAGUUAUAAAUCUGUAUCUCGUAGAUAUAUGCAUGUGGCAACGGAAAAUAUAAUGGCAUACACUUGGGAACUUUUAUACGAAAACGCGUUAAAAAUUGAUGACCAAAGUUUUGAUACGGAGCUUUGUUUUUCAGGAAACCGAUGUAAAUCCGACAAGUAGAUCUGCUGUUGCAUACGAGUUGAUAGUAGUGUCCGUCCAUUGCUUACCGAAUCUACUUACAAACACAGAACAUUAAAGUUACAGUAUUCUUUCUCUUAAUUUAUUUGUAAUGUGGACAACAAAAUAAUUAUCUUGUUACAUAUAAAGUCAUGUAAUUAAAUUUAUAAUUUAUGUAAUUUUCAAAAUCAUUUAUCUCGAAUAUUUUGUACGAAAAUUGUGUUUUACAUUAUUAGUUUCCGAAAGACAUGGUUUCACCAUUCCAUGAUCAUACUGUGAACUUUGGCCUAUUUUGUACAGGAAAUAAAAUAGAAAUAAAUGUUUAAUAGAGGAUUAUUAAACAACACUAUUCUAACAAAUAAUAAAAAUUGUCUACAAAAGAUUAUUACAUUUAAUGAUUAUUUUUAGAGAAGUCUUUACGGAUUGCUUCGAUUAUAAAUAUUCAAAGUGCAUAGAACGUGACAUUUUAAAUAUAAAUGGGGGAAGGGAAAGUUUAAUGCAGUCAGUAAUAAGCCAGUAUAGACUAUACUAAUAAUUAUUGAUUCCUCUUUUAAAAUAAAAUAUAAAAGAAGAGGGUUAAUCCGCGUGACGAAAAGGAGAUCUGUACUCCUGAAAAUAAUUAGAUCAUCUACUCAAUUAAUUUUUCCCUAUAAAAGAACAUCAAGUGUCUCCUGGAACUCUUCAAAGUUUUAUUUCGUAAACUUAUCCAUUUUCCUCUUACUUUAUUUUAAGCAUACAAUUAUAAACUAUACAUGAAUAAUGAAAGAUAAGAAUGGUGGAAGAUGAAAAGGCAUCACAUAAAUAUUAUCACAGAUUAUUAUUUAUUUUAAACAUUAAUCUUGAAUAAUUACGAAGUCAAAACAAUAGACAAAACAUAAUAUCAAAAGUAUGUGCCUCUCACAUGCAAGAAACUUAACAAGAGGGAAAUUAAAGUAAAGAUUAUUUUUCAUAAUUUAUGUUAAAAGAGGAGACAUUGUGCUUUAACCAAGAAACGCAAAGGAAAAUAAAAAGAAAUCUCACGGGUUGAUUAAACAUUCUUCCAAACAACCAAUGUAAGAACAUACCAUUCUUAACGUACAGAAUUGUGCUGAAUAAUGCUGAAAGCUCUGUAAAGUCAUAAUACCCAACGUCCAGGACAACCAGACAAAGUAAAAAGAGGGCAGAAAAAUGUGGGACAUCAUAAAGCAGGAAUUUAAAUACCAAACUUUAUUGCGUGCAGCACACAACAUGAACUAAACAGAAAUAAAAUAAAGAAUUAAAUAUUCUUUUCUAGCAAUACGAUAAAAAAUAUCCGACUUUUUAAAAAACUUGAUAUAAAUAACAGAAAAGGUAUAAUAAACCGGGUAUUUUCUAUAAUUUAUGUUUUCAAACAUUUCACGACUUUGAAUGAAACAAACAUUGAACAAAUUUCAAUUUGCAAACUACCCAUUAUAAUUAGAGUUCACAAAAUAUUACAUUCACAAAAAGCAUAAGACCUAAAACAUUCAAACUCUCAAUUUGUUAAACUCCAAACGUGAAAAAAGUACAGACACGAACCAAAACGCCCAGUAAAGACACGAAAUAAUUUAGGAAGCGUCUCUCAAAGAUCGAUUCGCCAGUUCUACCCCUGGGCGUCCCAAAAAUUCCCCCAAAGAGAGAAAAAAAGAUUUAAAAAGGAACUACGCGAAUAGUAAGCUCACGAUCCGAUACCAAAAAUAUCCGCGAACACGCAAAAGCAUCCAAGGAGAAAAGAGCCGAAAAUGAAAAAUUAAAUGCGGGAAGACGAGGGGCAGCCGAGCGUUUAGGGUUGGGAAGUUGCGCGGAGGGGAAUGACAGGGAGAAAGAACGCGAGUCAGAGCGAGGCAGGAGUAGAUAAAGCGAAAAGAGGGGAGCAAGAUAGGGGUUGGAGAGAGGGAGAACGAGCGCGGAUUGAAGUAGGCAGGUAGAAAGGGAGGAGACGAAAGACCGAGGGCGAGAGAGGCAGGACAGCGAAAGGAGAGCGGGACGAGAGGAUGUUGGUUGCGAGUCGAUAAACCACGGGAAACGCGAGCACCCUUGCGCACGACUUCAACAUGGCGGUCGACCCGAUGAUCGUCGCGGCCACGCGGAUUCCGUACGCCGUGCCGUCGUCGUUGACCCGCGGCCGCUAAGUAAACCCACUUUGAACGCCGAGGAAUCACACGAAGUUCACUGUUUCCAGACGAGGAUCCGAUAUGCGGCUCAGGGUGGCUGUCAUGCGCUUUGAAUCGCCGCACCCUGGGGGACUGAACAACAAUCAGUUACGUAGAAGCGAGCAGAACCAGCCGAACGCCGAGGAGAUCGAGAAUCGGAACGAGAACUCGACGACGACCGCGGUUCCGGCGAGGAGCCCGACGUCGACAGACUACCCAGGCGAAGACACCGGGGACUUCCGGGUCGCCGAGGACACCACCACGUGGUCCUCUCUGGCCAUCACGCGCGACAACGCGCCGAUCGACGCAAGCAACAACGACCCCGGCAACUUGAACAACAACUUAUCCGUGCCGAGGAUCCGCAGAAACAGCUCCAUCGAGAGCCUCGCCGACUUCGAAGGGCGUAACUCCUCUCACGAAGACUCGUCCCACGAGUUGACACCGUCCGAGUGGUCCGACUGGUCCGAGGAAGGAAAUCUGCCCGCAGGUUGCCGCGGCAUCGUCAACCCUAACUAUCCUGGCUUUCAACACCUGGCGCCUUCUCUUCUAUCAGACACCGAUCUGACCGAAGACGAACACGAGAGCUGUCCCGAUUACACCAUACUGAACGAAAUUAACGCGAGACCGGUCGAGAACGACAACGAGUACAACAAUAACAUCGAGGACAGCAUCAACCACCUCUGCGGGCAAAAGAACCAGAGGAAAACAUUCUACGAGAAGCCGAAGUUCAACAUUCAGACCGUAACGUCUUUGUACGAGUCAGUGGUGCCGCCGUCGGAGAAGUGCAUAAACUACGUGAAGAGCGUCGAGGACUCGAGAACCGAGGAGAAGACCUUCUCGCCAGAAUCGGAGAUCGUUAACGGCGUCGUCGAGGCGGAGACGCAUCUGACCGUCUUGGAACCGGAAGAAGCGCUCGCCGACACGGUCGCCCAGACCACGCCGGAUCUGUCCGAGGCGGUUUUGAAAGAGAAACAAGAGCGCGAGGUACCAGUCGAAGUUGAAAUUGUCGAGCUGACGACCAGCGUAAAGGAGACUCCGCAGUUUCCGGAAAUCGAAGAGAUACCGGAUUCCGGAAAGACCAGCGAGGUCGGCGAGGCGGAGGAUAUCGUUGUGGAGCACAUCGAUCUAAUACGUGAGGCAAAGGAGUUGCCUCACCAGGUUCGGUCCAAAAUAGGCAACCGUCAGAACGUCACGUCGAACGGCUCUGCCGAGGACGACUCGGAGAGCAACUCGGACACGGACAGUUACCCGGAGGAGCAGCCCACCUACACCAAGCUCGAGGAAAUCGAUCUGCUCUCGAGCAUCGGCCGGGAUAUCGGGGUCGAUCUUGAAAAAUACGUGCAACCGGUGCCAGACGUGGUCGCCAUGGAGGCGCUGGAUCACAUACACGGCUGCUCGCGGUCCUCUUCCGCCAUCACCAUGAGGAAAGACGUCAUCGAGGACACCAACAAACUGUACGAUCGCGAUCUUCCGGAGGCGUCAAGCGCAGACGCCAGGAAAAAAGAGAAGAUGGUUAGGAACCAGGCGAAGAGGAGGCAACAGCAGCAACAACAACAACAGCAGCAGCAGUUGAGAAUGGCGAACAUGCAGAGGCGUCCAGACAAGAGGAGAGCGGACAUGGAUAUUGGACCAGGUGGCUUCGACGUUUACAAUAUCGAGACAGCGAUGCCAAAGAUAGACUUGGACGCGAUCGAGUCUCACCUGAGAGCCGCGCGCGAAGAGGAGCGACGGCGACGAAACGACCGUGAAGAGAUCCGAAGGAGGUUGGCGAUGGGUCCAGACGCUGACGACUUGCGCGCUGAACGCGGAAGAAAGCCGAGCCUCCAGUCGCGACUUCAAAGCGGCAUGAACCUACAGAUCUGCUUCAUGAACGACACUGCUUCCGAUACGGAAUCGCCAUGCUCGGAGAACGAUUCCUCACCUGGAACCACGCCGACCUCCCUGAACUCAAAACAACAACAACAACACAAACAACAAAUGCCAGUUAGACCUCAAGUACUCAGUCUUCCUCCAUUGAGGCUCGACACGGGUUCGAAUUCAGCUCCCAUUGAUGAGGCUGAUUUCUUCGCCAGGCAAGCAAGGUUACAGACCGAGGCGAGAAUGGCUCUAGCACAGGCCAAGGAAAUGGCGCACAUGCAGAUGGAGGUCGAGAGACAAAGGCUGAAACAAAGUCCCAUCACGGAGAUGGUGCGAUCCAGCCUUGAAAAAGUCGGCGUUCAAUUGGGCGAGGACAGACGGAGGCUGUCUCGGGUACUUCUGACAGAACUAAAUGUCGCGCAGCUGCAAGUGGUGGCAAACGACCUGCACGCUAGAAUUGCGGCUUUGAAUGAGGCCCUAGUCGAGGGAUUGCUGAGACGAGACGAUCUGCACAUGGAACAAGAUUCGAUGCUCGUUGAUAUAGAGGAUCUCACCCGAUACCUCUUCUGCUGCGUUCGCAUGCACAGAGGCACCAAGCAGGAGGCCUUGAAGAAGAAGCAGAAUGCGAGGGAACAGCAAAUGGCGAACAGAAGUCACCAGCAAACCGCGACCGCGCAGACCAAGAUGUCGUUGAAGCCGAAGCUGACGCACCGCAGUCUAGUCUCCCUGGUCAGGAAAUAAUGCGUGGCCACGAGACUGCGUGGUCUCGUCGGAAUCUAAGCGAGCAGAACGAAGGACAGCACCAAGAAGAGGCGAUGCGUAGAAUAUAGAUCUCUUUGAAGACGCGAGAAUUCGGGGACCGCAGAUUCAGGCAACUGAAGCCGGUUCUCGACGUGAACGACGCGUCGGUGUCAAUGUCGCUGGCUCUCGCUCCGAAAUGCGAUGGCAGAAAGCAAAAAGAAAAAAAGAAAGCGGCAUUUGAUGAAUUCAAUUCCGAGUAUAAAAGAACGCAAAUUUUCCAAAAGAGAAAAAAGUAGCAAUUUCUUUUCGCGCGGAGUGGAACACAAAUCUCGUUUUUCCGUUCUCCUCGCCGGUGGUCUGGCAAGAGAUAUACGUAACGCGGAUGACACGAUCGUCGCAGAGCCCUAUUUCCUUUCUCUGACACCGGUCCGAGCGGAAAUAAGGCAUUUUCCAGAGUUUCCAAAGUUUUUACAGCUUCGUCGUUAUCAAUUGAAAGUAGAAUAUACGUACGUGCAUAUAAUACAUAGCCGGACAAGUAGCAACGAGGCAAGUUCCCUUUCCCCAGAGAUCCUCGAUCAAGGCGAGUCCGUUCGUCCGAAUUGUUCGUAAGGAUGAUCCUAGAAUACUUGGUCGAUCUUCAACAAUCUCUUAGGUAAUCGUGCUAACGAAAAAUAAUCAUUAAAUGAGAUAUUUUCUUCGGAAAACGAAGGAUCAUAGAGAGAAAGGUGUUAGUUUAGUACCUAUAAUUAUUCUAGUCUCCUUUUUUUAUUUCCUGAUUAGAGGCUGAGGCUGGCAGAGACGAUUUGCAUCUACUUUCUUCCGUACGCGCAAUGAUGAACCUGAAAAUUUAAGCAAGAUAAGCUUAAAAACUUAAGCAAGAAGUGCAACUUCCGAGUCUGAAAUUUGUAACUUUAAAUAUAUCAUGGUUUACUAUUGUUAAUCUGCUGUGCAGUAAAAAUAAAUAGUAAGAAAUGUACAAAGUACUGUUCUCAGUAAUGUAUAAAUACUAACAUGCUUGCCACUUUA
Molecule: messenger RNA, 6314 nt
Organism: Nomia melanderi (Alkali bee)
Lineage: Eukaryota; Metazoa; Arthropoda; Insecta; Hymenoptera; Halictidae
Gene: Schip1
Product: Schwannomin interacting protein 1
Biological process (GO): positive regulation of hippo signaling
Cellular component (GO): plasma membrane; cell junction
Source: RefSeq, a predicted model, not a curated record